Molecule: messenger RNA, 10679 nt
Organism: Anarrhichthys ocellatus (wolf-eel)
Lineage: Eukaryota; Metazoa; Chordata; Actinopteri; Perciformes; Anarhichadidae
Gene: tshz3b
Product: teashirt zinc finger homeobox 3b
Exons: 3
Coding region: 1768-5418 (1216 amino acids)
Biological process (GO): regulation of transcription by RNA polymerase II
Cellular component (GO): nucleus
Molecular function (GO): DNA-binding transcription factor activity, RNA polymerase II-specific; DNA binding
Source: RefSeq, a predicted model, not a curated record
CCCCCCCCGGUUUACCCGAGGAGCGGCGCGCGGAGAGAGAGAGGCUGAGGAUCCGAGGAAAAAGAGCCGUUUCUCCGGCGCGAGAGGCGAGGCGGCGGCAGCACCACAUCUGGCGCAGAGGGAGACGGGAGGUAAGAGACAGACAGAACGAUUUUGGCGACUCACCCUGCGUCGCUCUCCCUCGUCAUUCAACUCCCUUCUUCAAGAAUCCGUCCACCCUUUUGUCUUCACCCCGAGGAUUUGCCUGAAAAAGAUAUAGGAGAAUAAUUUUUUUUUCAUCCACUUCACCAAACUCAGUUGAAUCCAAAAAACUUUUUAUUCCUCACUGCGAGAGAGAAAAGGGGAGCAACGGCAUCUCCAGAAAAUGUUUGAAUAACCUACAUCUGGAUGAUUCUGAUCUUACCUGUGAAGAAAAGCAAAAACGACUUUAUUCCAUUCAGUGCCAAAUAGAAAGGGACUGCGCUUUGGUGAGUUUUUUUUGCGCCUCUCUGGUUCUCUGGUCACGGGAAAGAGAGCGUGUAGGGGGAGACACGUCUGAUUCGCCGCGUGGCUGAUUUAAAUAGCUCCUAUCGGGCCACGCGAAGAAAAGAAAAAGAAAAACGAAGGAAAAAAAAAAGUACCAUUGGCGGCCAAACAAAGUGUUUGUCAGAAAGGCGCUCGAGCUCGGCUGAUCCGUGCAGCUCCAGCCAGCCUGCAUGCAUGGGAGCAGCCUGAGCCCGUCCCCUCCUCCUCCUCCUCCUCCUCAUGUACAUUAUUACAACAAGGGAGACCCAAUCAAGCGCGUAUCUCAUCGAUUCGGUCACACACACUGACGCGCGCGCGCAGUUGCAGCGACGCGCGGCGCACACGCGCGCACUCACACGCACACACACACCGACGUUGUGACUUGCCCCUCAGCGGAUUUUUUGUUUUUUCAAAGCAACUACGAAAUAUCGUAGCUCCGCACCAGGCAGGCAAGCAGGGCAGCGUGUUGGGUGACCAGUACCCGGUCGUCACCUCCUCCUCUUUUCUCUGAGAAUAACAAACUGAAAGAAAAAGCUUCAUGUUGCUUUUCUUUUUUUCAUUAUUUUUCUUUUUUACAUCCCCUCCUAACAACCAACAGGACUUGCGAGAGCCGAAUGGAUUUUUAUGAGAUGGUUUCAGGCACGUUUCGGCUGGUCCACCACCUCUUGGUUUUGAAUUGCGCGUGAUUGCCGGGAGGGGAAAACAAGAAAGAAAGAAAAGCGGAAAAACCUCAUGGAUAGCGCGGCGGAGGAUCAGCCCGUAAACUUCGAGCCUGUUGCAGCCUCCGACGCCAAGUAGAGGGGAUCACACGGAGACACGAGGCGCUUUUUAAAAAAAGAAGAAAAAAAAACUCCGUGUUCUUGUUUUUUUUUCUACGGAAAAGCACCCCCCCCCCACCCUCUGUUCAAGCCCCCACCGCGUCCAUCCAAGUCGGAGCGUGGAGCGGGGCGAGAGAGAGCGACACAGAGCGACCGACGGAGAGGAGCAUCCAGCCGGAGGAGUCGCGCUGAAUUUCCACCAGUCUCUCUAUUUUUAUUUUCAUUUUUUCAUCACCGUCUUCUUCUUUAUUACCAAUUACCAAACUGCACACCCUCCUCCUCCUUACACACACACCCACACCCCGAUCUAUGUGGAAGCCCUGAGAGCGCAUCCAGGGGGGGUGGGGGGGUGGGGGGUUGUAUCAAAGCUCCGCGGAACCCUUCCGGGCAGCAUCGACACAGCAGGGCCAGAGAAGAGCGCCCUGCCGGGGCCCCUGAAGCCGACAUGCCGCGGAGGAAGCAGGAGGCGCCUCGGCGCGCAUCAGCAUAUGUCCCUGAAGAUGAAAAGGAAGCAGCCCUGUUGGAUGAGGACCUGGAUGGAGACGACUCAGCUCAGGAAGGGGAGGAGCCUGCCUCCAAGUUCCUAUGUCAGGACAAGGACAGGCCAGGAUCCACUGGCUUCCAUGACUCCCCAAACGCUGCUGACUUUUCUGGUCAAGAGUUAGACAGUGAGUCUCACCUAAGUGAAUCCAGUGACAGAAUGUCAGAUUUUGAGAUCUCCUCUCUUAAAAAUGAGGAUGAUAUCCUCCUUUCAAAAGACCCCUCGAAUGCCCUUCCCUUUUCUCCCUCCUCUGUCAUGAUGGCUGUUGCCAAUGUUGCUGCCCCAGUAGGUGGAGACGAGGCCAUAUUAGCCACAACAGGGUCUGUGGCUGACAGCCUGGAGAAGAUGAAGGCCAUUUACACCUCCUUCCUGACCAACUCCUAUUGGUCCACACUGAAUCUAAACCUGAGCCAGCCCCCUGCAGAAAAACCCCCUCGCAGUCACAGCAGCAGCAGUAGUAGCAGCAGCAGCAGCAGCUGUGGAAGUGGAGGCUAUGACUGGCACCAAACAGCUAUGGCUAAAACCCUCCAGCAGACCUCACACAACCACCACAACAGACUGGGCCUGGUUCAACAUCCCACAGUGGCUGUAUCCGCAGCAUCUACAGAACCCAACCUCUUUAGUACCGUCCAGCUGUACCGGCAGAGCUCCAAGCUGUAUGGCUCUAUAUUCACUGGUGCCAGCAAGUUCCACUGUAAGGACUGCAGUGCGGCGUAUGACACCCUAGUGGGGCUCACCGUGCACAUGAACGAGACAGGCCACUACCGCGACGAUAACCACGAGACAGAUGGUGAGGGUACUAAACGGUGGUCAAAACCAAGAAAGCGGUCCUUGCUAGAGAUGGAGGGGAAGGAGGAUGCACAAAAAGUUCUCAAGUGCAUGUACUGCGGGCACUCCUUUGAAUCCCUGCAGGACCUAAGUGUCCACAUGAUCAAGACGAAACACUACCAGAAAGUGCCUCUGAAAGAGCCUGUCACUCCAGUGGCCGCUAAGAUUAUCUCCUCGGCUCGAAGGAGAGUCCCCAUGGACAUGGACAUCCCUAGCUCGCCAGACUCUAAUGGAGGCACACCUAAGCCCACCUCCCUCAACGACUCCAAUAACGUACACCAGAAGGUCACCAAUCCUUACAUCACACCUAACAACCGCUAUGGACACCAGAACGGUGCCAGCUAUGCCUGGCAGUUUGAAUCCAGGAAGUCACAGAUCCUCAAAUGCAUGGAGUGUGGUAGCUCUCAUGACACACUACAAGAGCUCACUGCUCACAUGAUGGUGACCGGACACUUUAUUAAAGUCACUAACUCUGCUAUUAAGAAAGGCAAACCCAUUCUAGAAUUGUCCAUCCCGACCCCCAAACCCAAUUUAACAGCUGAAGAAAAGUUCCAGUCCGUUCCCUUGGCUGCCACAACAUUCUCCCCUCCACCUGCCCCAGUUCCUCCUCCAACCAGCAUUUCCCCCACUGCCAUGGUUGUGGAGAUAAAAAAGGAGGAGAAGGAGGAGGAAUGCACAAAAGAGCCCAUCAUCAACAAUGGUAAUCUCAACAAGGAGAAGAAGGCAGGAGGUGAGGAGGAGGCAGAGGAGAAGUUUGAUGUUUCUUCAAAAUACUCUUAUCUAACUGAGGAGGAUCUGGAUGAAAGUCCAAAAGGUGGUCUUGACAUCCUCAAGUCCUUGGAGAACACAGUGACCUCAGCCAUCAACAAAGCCCAGAAUGGAGCUCCAAGCUGGGGUGGAUAUCCCAGUAUCCAUGCUGCUUACCAGCUCCCAAACCUAAUGAAGCUCUCGCUUGGCAACACUGGGAAGAGCUCUGCCCUCAAAUACAUGUUCCCUGGAGGGGAGAUUUUCCCUCCCACUGGUAAGAUCCAGCCUCUGAUCUCCCCUCCCAGCCGCCAGAACUCCCUGCUAGCCAAAACUAACUUCCAUGCAAUGGAAGAACUGGUCAAGAAAGUGACAGAGAAAGUGGCCAAGGUAGAGGAGAAAAUGAGAGAGCCCAGUGGUGUUGUGAGGGGAUCUCCUCUGAGACGUACCACGCCGUCACCCUGCAACAGCGAGCCAGGGGACUCAGCCCGAGGAGAGUCGCCCAAAGAAAAUAGAGCAGGAAGCUGUAAAACUCCAGAGAAUACGAGUGGGGCAGAAAAAGCAGUAGGUGAUGGGAAUGGAGCUAAUCACAGAGAUUCAAAUGGAGAUAUUUCGAUGAAUGAGUCUGGGGAGAAUGGAGUGGAGUCCACUGCUUUGACAUCCCCACUGCCUGCCUCUCUGUGUGGCAGUACAGCUAUCAUCACAGACCAUCCUCCUCCAGAACAGCCAUUCGUCAACCCCCUCAGCGCACUGCAGUCAGUAAUGAACGUCCACCUGGGGAAGGCCGCUAAGCCUGCCCUGCCCUCCCUUGACCCCAUGAGCAUGCUGUUCAAGAUGAGCAACAGCCUGGCAGAGAAAGCGGCGGUGGCUGCUUCCACCCCACCAGCACAGACCAAAAAGCCCGGUAAUGACCGCUUAGACCGCUACUUCUACCAGCAACAUCUAAACAACGACCAACCCAUAGAUCUCACCAAAGGAAAAAAUGCUGACAAAAACAACAGUGGUGGUUCUUUGGGUUCAACGGCUCUCUCUUCCACCACCACCACCCCGUCUUCAAUUUCUCCCUCCUCCGCUGUCACUAUGACCAAAGCCUCAGCUGCAGUAGCUUCCUUUAUGUCAAGCUCCCCUUUGAGAGAAAACGCACUGUCAGACAUAUCCGACAUGUUGAGGAACCUGACAGAAAGUCAGGCUGUCUCCAAGUCCUCCACACCUACCAGCCUGUCCGAGCGCUCCGACUUCGAAGGUAUCACACAGGACGAGAUAGAAGAUUUUUCUCCAGCCCAGAAACGUAAAGGCCGGCAGUCCAACUGGAACCCUCAACACCUCCUGAUCCUACAAGCUCAGUUUGCCGCCAGUCUGAGACAAACAAGUGACGGCAAAUACAUGAUGUCUGACCUGAGCCCACAGGAGAGAAUGCACAUCUCCCGUUUCACUGGCCUCUCAAUGACUACAAUAUCCCACUGGUUGGCUAAUGUCAAGUACCAGCUGAGGAGAACCGGUGGCACCAAGUUCUUGAAGAACUUGGAUUCAGGUCACCCAGUGUUCUUCUGCAGCGACUGCGCCUCUCAGAUCCGCUUACCAUCCACCUAUGUCAGCCACUUGGAAUCCCACUUGGGCUUCCGUCUGCGAGACCUGGCCAAGCUUUCUGGGGAGCAGCUGCUCAGCCAGAUUUCGCAACAACAUCAUCAACACCGCCACACUAAAGGACUAUCUGAAAAACUGCUCUCUAAUCUUCACCCAUCCAGCCACCCUUUAGCCUCUUCCUUACCCAUCUCCCUGCCCUCGUCCUUAACCACUUCUCUGUCCUCAACUGAAUCCCCGUCACCCUCCCCCGCCGACGACGACGGUGGGUCUGUGUACCAAUGCAAGCUCUGCAACCGGACUUUUGCGAGCAAGCAUGCGGUCAAGCUUCACCUGAGCAAGACUCAUGGGAAGUCCCCCGAGGACCAUCUCAUGUAUGUGUGUGAGCCGGAGAAACAGUAGCACUGGCUGGGGACAAUGCAGUGUUCUUUUGUAAUGGCUCACUCUUUCUUGCUCUGUCUCUCUUAAGCCUUUCACAGACAAUUCUUUUGAAGAGAAGAAAGGAUUAUUAACGUGGUGGAACUGCACAAAGAUGCCAUACAACUACUGUUUUAAGUUUUGGCACAUGGUUUAAAAUUUUGUGUUGUAGCAGUUGUUGUUUUUUCUUUUCUUUUGUUGCUGAGUGAGGUAGUCUCACUCUGGCCCAAGACACUCGAUUUUAGUGAUCUGCUUUGACAGGAAUAGAGUGACUUUUUUCAAACUGUGCAGGUGGGGGCUGUUGUCAUUGAGAAAAUACAGUAUAUGAAGGUUUAAAAAAAAAAAAGAGAUUCUAAAAUGAAGUGGCGUGUAUUUUGAAACUUGUGUAAAUGGAAUUAAGUUCCUUUAUAUUUUGACAUCACUGGGAUGUGAUAAGCUGCAUGCAUAAAUGAAACAGUUUAGUUAAACAUUUUAUAACUAAAUCUGGGUGCACUUUCCAUAAUUUCUUUUUGUUUUAGAUUUUUUUUAUUCCACUCUUCCGCUCGUUUGCGCUCUUUUUUUAGUUUUAGUUUUUUUGUGCUGGAGUCAGCAUUUAAAAUUUAACCCUCUGAGUACGUCAAAGCACUUCUACACCUACGAUCCAAACACUAUCGACUCACGAUUUGAGAUUGUGAAUUAUUGAAGCUAAUGUGAGAAUUUGAUGGACAAUGUGUGCAUUGUGUCUGCAAUGCCUGUUUCCCAGACAAACAGUAUGGUAAGUCUAAUCCUAGACAUGAAAGCAUUGUAUUAGAAAGAGAUUCUCUAUUCACUGCAAGGUUUUCAUCGUGGGCUUAAUAUUUGUUUGAGAUAUGUUUGCCGGACUUGACACAAGCAUUGUAGCUAUGUGGUAAAAAAAAGAAAUCUGAAGUCUUUUUACUUUGGUCGAUCAGGGACCUAUAUUAAUUCAGGUCUGUGUAAAAUAUGUACAUAAAAGCAUAUUAACUAAUUCCUGUCUAAAUUAUGCAUAAUUUCUAUAUUUUUUAAUUUAAAAGGAUUAUGACUAUCUGCUGGUGCACAGUAUAUGAAGACAUAAAUAAAAUUGUUUUGCACAAUAGUUUUAUAAAUGUGUUAUUUAAUCAAACGAUACAAGAAAAGAUAGGUAGCAAAAUGAUGACAACAGGUGAAUCUUUUUAUUCCCAACUCGUGCUCAAAGGGUUAAAGACUCUUUUUACCAGACACUACUCUACAUGUGCCGCUGUAUGAACACUAAAAAAAGAUAUUAACGGUUGUACAAAAAAAGAUGUUACUUUAUAAAGAUAUUUCACAUGUAAACUGUUAUUUAUAAGCACUCUUGGUUGUUUCAUAUUGUUCAUAUUGUUGAAUGCCUUUUCGAUUGGUCCUAUUUUUUUGUUCUGUCUAAUUACUCUGCCACGAUUCCACACUGCAGCUUUAUCUUUUUGGGAUAUGAAAGGUAACCAUGGUUACAAUAACCUCUUGAGUGACAAGUUCUGCUACAUUUUUGGCAGUUAAUUUGCUGAAGUAACUGACAGCUGCCAGGGUAGAGAAAUAACAAAAAAAAUAUCCUUAUGUGUAAAAUAUCGGCAUGUAAACAGCACAGAUACUGUAAUGCAUUCUGUGCCGUUAGUCUUUUUUCAUUUCGUUAUUUUCGUUUUCUGUUGUUGUUCUUGACAAUGAACCCCCAUUAUAUGACUUCAUAUAACCUUGUUUUCUACUGCAGCAUUAAAAAAAGGAAACUGUUUUUUGCAAUUAUGUGUGUAUGCAUUGUGUGUGUCAUGGCUAUCAAUUAUGUGUGUGCCGUGCAGUCCCUAAUGAGCACAUUAGACUGGGAGUGUGUCAACGUCUGUCUGUGACGAGCUGCAUACUAGCUUACAGUGAGUGGCAGCAGCGGGGCCGUGUGGGAGACAACACACACACACACACAUAUCCAGACAUGCAAACAGACACCAUCAUUUUUGGGCUUUUACCAGUAGCCUCCUCUGUUGUCCUGGUGACAUAGACUAAGGCGUAUACACUGCAUAAAUAAGACUGAGCCUGCAACAAAAGAUUUAAGAAACAGUAAAUACAUCAAAUGACAAAAAAGUUUUAUCAAUUUAUGGGGGCAGUGGAGAGAAUCACACAACCAAAAACGCAACUCAGCUCCAUUCUCACCGUCUUUCUCUUUCCACACAGGAUAUGGAAGAAUAAAGACAGACAAAAAAAAAAGGUUUAAAUAAUAAUUACCUCCAACGUCCAUUUUGUGACUAUUUUCCCGCGAGGCAAGACACCUGGCAGACAUGUUUGUUUAGGCUUCAUGGGAUACGACAACAAUGCUGACAAGAUGAGCGGGUCCUUUCAAGUGUUUAUUCAUCAUCUUUCCCUGUCCGGAGCCGUGAUUAAGCAGGAAUUGCGUCAGUAUCAAUUUGAUGUGUGCUGCACAACAGCGUGACACAGAUAUAGCAGAUAGGACUAAGAGGUAAAAGUUUGCAUGAGGAAGCAUUCUACGGGAUCUACGGGAGAAUCAGCAUACGUUCAGUGCAGAUGAGGGAAUGAGAACACAGAGGUGGGUAUUAAAAACAAGCACGUCAUAUCAACAUACGUGCAAAUCUGCACACAAGCGCACAAGUGCAUUACAUAAACAUACAGAGCACACGCGAUAAAUCAAAGUGAGAUGGCGCUGUGUGUUCCUGAGCUACAUCGCUUUCCCUGCUCCGUUCUGCCACUUAGUAAACCAUGCUGAAAAAACAACAGCAAAAAACUACAUGCGCAGGCAACUAGACCCACCUGCACACAACACAAACACACUGAAUUGUACAGAAAAGCCCACCAAAUUAUCUUCUUUUCUUCACAUGCACAAAGGUGCACAGAAGGCCAAUACACACACACACCUCAAUAGCUAGGUAGAAGGACUUCAUCCGCAGUGACAAGGUGCCACUGUGUGUGAAAAUGUCAGCCUUCAACGGCGCAGCCUGAAGUCUGGCACCGUAUUUAAGGUUCUCAUUAGCCUCAAAGAAAAUAUGCGUGAAAUUGAAGUGUGAGAAAGCCCUUUUCUCUCUCUCCCUGCCUUCACAACCGGCGAGCAGAGGCAAGGGGCUUAUUAAGGAUCAAAACUAGCAUGCAGAAGACAAUGGGUACCACCACUGGGAUGUGCACACACACACACAGACAUACACGGGAAAACAUAUUCCCAUCCAUGCACUUACUGUGUAUCUCAAUGCAAUCAUAAUAUGCAUUAAACCCUAUUAGUUACAGCCAAUGAAGUGAAAUAGACUGACCUCCAUUAUGUGCACUACAAAAGGGCAAACAUUGGUUUAAGUUAUAAUCUUUAACACACCUGGGUACAAGUCGUGAGUCUGUUUACAGCGUAAAAAUCACUGGUCUAGGAGGUUCCAUCUCGUCACAUGUAAAUAAAGAAAGCCUAAGAAGACAGUCAUCACUGCUGUUCAAUUCCGGCUGUACAAGACAGGGGAACAACAGGGGCAAUGAUAUAAUGCGACAUGCAUGGAAACAUGUCAAAAUGACUGAUGCAAUUGAUUGAAUCGUAAUUAUACUAACUUUAACUUGACUGCGGAUGGGACCACAACAUUCACAGUUACAGGCUUGUGUCUCAUGCUAAAACAAAUGGUGAAUGAAUCAAUAAAUAAACAACUAUUUUGCUGUGAUUUCAACAAGAGUAUACAGCUGCACCAGCUAAAAAUGACAAACAUUGGAUGCUUCAAGCUUUUCAAAUGCAGUGAUUUACCACUUCAAUCAUUUUGUAUUCCAUUGUAAAUACUUCUCAUUAGAGUUUUUAGCUGUUGGUCUCAAAAAUCCAGCAAAGAUGGGAACUUGUGCUUUUAGAACUCUCUUUUGAGCCAUGCUAGCUGGCACCACUUUUUUCCACAUUGAAUCUUUCCAACAACGUUUGAUGGAUUUCCCUGACAUUUUCCCAGAGGACGAAUCCCAUUGACUUCGUUGAUGAGGUGACUUUUCCUAUAGCGUCUUCAUCAGGUCACCAAACACCAAAUACCUGCAAAACUUGUGACAUUUCCACCAACCACCAAGCUUAACUAACAUGGCGAACACGGUAAACAUGAAAACACCAUCACGUAAGCAUUGUCAUUGGGAGCAAUUUCAUCAUGCUGAUGUUAGCAUUCAGCUCACAGCACUGCUGUGCCCGACCGCAGCCUCUCACAACCACUAGCACAACUGUCACUAGUUUGAGACAUGAAAUGAAAACAAAAAUAAUCAAUAGCUUGCGCAUGAGGCCCUCAUAAGUGUCCGAAAACUGCGUAGCAAUUAAACACUGUUGCUCCAUUCUGUGGUCUAUAUGUAAGAUUGGAAGUAGGCUGCCAGCUGUAAAAGGACUGCACUGCCUGAAGCGAGCCAUGCCAGUGAACAUUACCAUCUUAAUAGUGUUUUUUGGAGAUGGUGCUAUGUGCCAGCGUACCACACCUUCUUUGUAGCCCCACACAAUGCAACCGUCAGAAUCCCCCAGGAACAUAGAGAGAGCCUCCACAACAGUAAGCUGCUCGCAUGCAUUUGAGGAAGGUGUGCUGCAGAUCCAGAUAGCUUUAUCUAAAGCAGGGGGCUGGAGGGAGGGUGGGAAUACAAGCUCGGUGGAUCCACCGCUCACAAUGGAAUCACUCGGCAUAACACAAAUAAAGCCGGGGUACAAGCAAACACACUCCCUACACAAAGACGCACAGGGAGAGCGCCCUGUCCAUCUCGCUUUCUCUUGAUUUCUUUUUCUGUUCCCAUUUCUUCUCUCCCCUGUUCUUUAUUUCACUUGCACACACCGUCUCGCAGACACAUCGCUACCCAUAGGCCGCUGCCUCACACACCAUAUUAUUUGUUUUCCCAAACAAAACAAAAUAUAUAGUUCUUACUGGUAAUAUUUUAUGCCGACAAAUGUCCCUUUUUCAGAGGAAUAAUUCAUCUGAGCAGGUGUAUGCCACAUGCCCAGCUUUGUCGAUGGAUACAACCCAUUCCUGAAAAGCGAAACGAAAAGAUGACUUCAUUUAAUCAGUAGAAAUGUUGAUGGAACAACAAAAACAAAAAAACAAAUAUCAACUAAGUCCAAGCUGAUCAUUUUCUGCUCAGAAAUAACAGAAGUAGUUUUUAUUCAUGUCCCUGCCGUCGGGAUGAAUUGUAAUAACUUUGAUGACCCCUGGACUUUUCAUAGAGCACCGCCAUCAGGACAACAUGUCAAUGUGUUGAAUGCUUUAGUUUAAGACCAAAUAGCUGCACCCUAAACUAAGAUAGGGAACAUGGUAAACAUUUGACUUGCU